GCUGCUUGCUUUGGUCUCACCCGCCCAGAAAAUCCAGUCCGAUUUGUCUCAGCCAUCUCCGCCGCCGCUCAUUGCAUUCUUGCACAUAUCCGCCGCCGCUCAUUGAAUUCCUGCCCAUAUCCGCCGCCACUUUCUCCAUCACUCCGUAAUCGGAGCACCGGUUCUAAACAGGAGAAGCUCCCAACCAACAAAGGCCCAUAUUAUAUACUUCCAACGGGAUUUCGCUCCAUUGAUCGAUUCUCUAAUGUCAAUCUGGUUGCCGGCUCACAUUUUCAAAAACCAUUGCUUUAUAUUCGGACCUCGAAUUGGACUGAACUCCUGCCGUGUCCAUUCCCUCACCAAUGGAUUUGCAGGAUUGUUUCCUAUCAAGAGGCGUGCAUCUGUCACGACUGCAGUGCCUAACCAUAGGAUUCGGGCAGGGAAACGCGAAACCUAUACAGUUGUGUCUGACAAUGUAAAUUAUGGUGGCAAACAGGUCAUAAGUGUCACUCCACAGCUCUAUGAAUACCUGCUCGGCAAUGUUAGAGAACCAGAG
Molecule: messenger RNA, 535 nt
Organism: Cuscuta campestris
Lineage: Eukaryota; Viridiplantae; Streptophyta; Magnoliopsida; Solanales; Convolvulaceae
Source: the annotation of a GenBank genome assembly